AUGGCGCCCGCGCUGCGGCUCUUCUGGCCGACGCCGGGCCCCCGCCACCUCGGCGAGGGUGGCCCGCGCGAUUCGUCUCUUCUGGUGGGAUGGUGGCGCGAGUCAAACCGCGCGGGUGGCUCGGUCGACGUCGUCGUGGCUGGCGUCGUCCGCCGCGCCGAGGAUCUGCGCCCCAUCGCGGAGGGCGCGGGGCGUUGGGUCGACGCGCCUCGGUACGAGGGCCUGGGUCCGCCGACGCUCAUCGGCCGAGUCUCGGGCGACGACGGGAAACGUGUCGACGUCCCGAGCGGCUCGAAGGGUGGCCCGUGGAUCGAGGCGUCGCGGCACGACGACGGGAUCCCGAGGAUCGACGCGACGACGAGCGGCGUCGACGCCUCCCGCGUGCUCGUCGUCCUCCACGAUCCCCCGCGACCGCCCAUGCGACGCGUCUCCGUGCGCUCCGUCGCGGCGGGCGCCCGUGCGCGGCCACUCCGAGACGACGAGACCGGGCUCGAGUGGGCGACGAGGGCGAUGGAGUUGGGCGGGAGACUCGAUCGAUCCGAUGGAAGAGACGAGACGACAUCGUCGGGCAUUCGACGACGACAUCGGCAACCACCGUCGGGAUCGUUCGCGGACGUCAUCGGACGGGCGGCGCGUGCGGUGGGGCACGCCGCGGGCGCCGUGGCGCGCGUCCUCGACGCCAAAGUCAUCCCCGGCGUGUUGAACACAGGGCCGGACGCGCACCAGUGGCGGGUCUUUGGGAGGGGGGCCGUAAGAUGGCGCGACGCGUGCGAAGUUUUCGCCGUCUUCGCGGUGGUCCGCUCGCGCGCCCGGUCGGUCGCGCGCUCGUGCCUGGUCGGCGGGCGGGGGGAGGACACGGGUGGGUUAGGGUCGCACGACACCCCCGACGAGGCGUUUGUGCGGAGGUCGGUCGCGGCGAUCGCGGGGUGCGCGGUUCUGAUCGCGUCGGACGUCGCGCUCGGCUUUCUCGUCGCGGACUUUCUGGUUAACAACGUCGACGCCGUCGCGAGCUUCGCGAUGGGAGGUUCGUACGGUUUGGGGACCGGUGACGCGUCGACCAAGGACGGCACCCCGCUGGGCACCCCGCUGGGCACCCCGCUGGGCGGCGCCGUCGUCAGCGCCAACGCGGAGUGGAUCACUCGCGGAUCACCGCUGGGGAUAAAACUCCACGUCCCGCUGGCGACGUUCCUCGCGGAGCUCGCCACGACGAUGGUGGAUUCGCUGUCGGUGGCGAUGCGAACGCGCGGGUGCCGUGCGCUCAUGCGCGGCGUCGUUCGCGUCGUGGCGUGGAGCGGACGGAUCGGGGGUCUCAGCCUGCAAGCGGCGCUCGCCGCGGACGUCACCACCUUCCUCACGACGCACCUCGCGGCGCUGCACGUGUACUCCUCGUUGUUGGUCACGGCUCAGGUCGCCGCCGCGAGACGGCUCUACCUGCUCGUGUCGCCGCCGCGAAAAUCGUUGCCCGAGGAGGACCCGAGGCCCGAGGACAUCGACGAGGACAUCGCGGGGGACAUCACGAUGCACGGCCUGUCUAAGAUGGAGGGACGGGUGUUCGGCACGUUGGCGCUGGCGCCGGUGGCGCUGCUGUUGCCGACGACGGUCGCGUUCUACCUCUCGUACCUGGCGCUGCACGCGCUGACGGUCUUCGCGCGCGCCGCCGCAGUGCUCGUCUCCGCCACGUUGCAGCACCCGCGGAUGGACCUCGUGGCGUUGCGUCUGUGUCAUCCCGACUCGUUCCCGGGGGGCGUGACGAUUGACGCCGUUAGCGGGUCGGGGGGACCGAGGGUCGCGAGGCUGAGGGCUCAGCCGGCGCCGUGGCACGCGCCGCUCGCGCCGUUCGCGGCGGCCGCGGCGGGGUGGACGGGUGGGUUGGUGGGCGCGGUGGCGAGGGCGUGCGGGGGCUUCGGGAGGUUACCAGUCGCGGUGGUGCCGUUCGAGCCGGCGAGGGUGAUUUACUUCGACUGA
Molecule: messenger RNA, 1965 nt
Organism: Micromonas commoda
Lineage: Eukaryota; Viridiplantae; Chlorophyta; Mamiellophyceae; Mamiellales; Mamiellaceae
Exons: 1
Coding region: 1-1965 (654 amino acids)
Biological process (GO): GPI anchor biosynthetic process
Cellular component (GO): membrane; endoplasmic reticulum
Source: RefSeq, a predicted model, not a curated record